This is a messenger RNA of Limanda limanda (common dab), 1368 nucleotides long. Its product is annotated as alcohol dehydrogenase class-3. Gene Ontology annotation, molecular function: S-(hydroxymethyl)glutathione dehydrogenase [NAD(P)+] activity; zinc ion binding. The coding region runs from base 53 to 1183 and encodes 376 amino acids. Gene Ontology annotation, biological process: formaldehyde catabolic process. Gene Ontology annotation, cellular component: cytosol. The record is from RefSeq and is a predicted model, not a curated record. The transcript has 9 exons. NCBI's taxonomy places the organism in Eukaryota, Metazoa, Chordata, Actinopteri, Pleuronectiformes, Pleuronectidae.
GGUCCUUUACGGCCGCUCGCCUGCUCCGCCUCCUCUUGCUGAAGGAAGGAACAUGGAGACUACGGGAAAAGUGAUCAAGUGCAAGGCAGCUGUUGCCUGGGGACCUGGCAAACCUCUUUCCAUUGAGGAGGUGGAGGUGGCACCACCCAAGGCCCAUGAAGUCCGCAUCAAGCUCUUUGCCACAGGGGUGUGUCACACAGACGCCUACACCCUGAGCGGCAGUGACCCCGAAGGACUCUUUCCUGUGAUCCUGGGCCAUGAGGGCGCCGGGACGGUCGAGAGUGUCGGAGAGGGCGUCACCAAAUUCAAGACAGGUGAUACUGUCAUUCCGCUGUAUGUGCCUCAGUGCGGGGAAUGCAAAUUCUGCAAAAAUCCCAAGACCAACCUUUGCCAGAAAAUUAGAGUUACCCAGGGCCAGGGUUUGCUCCCGGACGGCACCUCGCGCUUCACAUGCAAGGGAAAGCAAGUGUUUCACUUCAUGGGCACCAGCACCUUCACCGAGUACACAGUGGUGGCCGACAUCUCCCUGGCCAAGGUGAACGAGAGCGCUCCGCUGGAUAAGGUGUGCCUGCUUGGAUGUGGCAUCUCCACAGGAUACGGCGCCGCUCUCAACACCGCCAAGGUUGAGGCUGGUUCCACGUGCGCCGUGUUUGGCCUCGGAGCCGUCGGCUUAGCCGUCAUCAUGGGUUGCAAGGUUGCCGGGGCAACCAGGAUCAUCGGUGUGGACAUCAACCCUGGGAAGUUCGACAAAGCCAAGGAGUUCGGAGCCACCGAGUUCGUGAACCCCAAAGACCACAGCCGGCCCAUCCAGGAGGUCCUGGUGGAGAUGACUGACGGGGGUGUGGACUACUCCUUCGAGUGCAUCGGAAAUGUGCAAAUCAUGAGAGCCGCUCUGGAGGCGUGCCACAAAGGAUGGGGUGAGAGUGUCAUCAUUGGCGUAGCCGGAGCCGGACAGGAGAUCUCGACCAGACCGUUCCAGCUGGUGACAGGCCGAGUGUGGAGGGGAACCGCCUUCGGAGGCUGGAAGAGUGUGGAGAGCGUUCCUAAGCUGGUGGAAGAAUACAUGAACAAAAAACUCAAGGUGGAUGAGUUUGUUACCCACACUCUGCCCUUUGAGCAGAUCAAUAAGGGAUUCGACCUCAUGCACGCUGGAGAGAGUAUCCGCACAGUGCUGACCUUCUGAAGUGCCUACAGCAUCGACCUCCUUCACAUCCGCCCUUUAGACAAACUUCUUCUAUAGUCGCAGCACUUAAUGUUUUUCUCUGCACUUGUUUGAAAAAUAACAUUGACUAUGAGAAAACUCAUUUGUAUUAACAGUAGAAUACCUGUUGGAUCCAAAGUGGUGCUAUUAAAAUCCUUUUGAAGGUG